Gadus macrocephalus (Pacific cod) is the source of this 2277-nucleotide messenger RNA. RefSeq lists its product as uncharacterized. The transcript is spliced from 9 exons. The record is from RefSeq and is a predicted model, not a curated record. NCBI's taxonomy places the organism in Eukaryota, Metazoa, Chordata, Actinopteri, Gadiformes, Gadidae. Bases 309 to 1730 code for a protein of 473 amino acids.
CAGAUCGGGCCCGAUUUCCCGCCCUAGCGCGCUGCAGCUAGGGUUGCCAGAUUGGGCAGCGCGCUGCAGCUAGGAUUGCCAGAUUGAGCGGGAAAUCUGGGCCAAUCUGGCAACCCUGGCGCCGAGACGCUUUAGAAACGGCGUAAAACUAAGCGGCCGUGAGACGGGCGUAGAACGCUGCCGGUGUAAAUCAGUGCACAUUGUUUCCAGUUAGCUAGAAUUCUAGCCCAUGUUGAAAUUAGUGACAUUUUAAAACUUUCAUUUCUCAUCAUCAGGUAACGUCACCCUGACACGGUGACGCAGUGACGAUGAUUAUCAAGGUGAAGUACUUCAACUUGAAGAAAUAUGUAAAGAUAUCUGAGCCAUGUUUGGAAAUGUUCAUAACUGAAGUUCGGGUAAAGUUCUCCAUUCCUGAAGACAAGACCUUGACAGUGACCGAUGAUGGAGGAACUGAAGUCGAUGCUGAUGUGUUUCCAGAGUUGGUUACAAAGGACGUGUGCUUGGUCAUCCAUGAUUCUGAAGGAGAGUCGCCUGCCAGUGAGUCUUCAGGUAGCCUCACGGAUACACUUUCCCUGUUGAGUAGUCAGGGUAGUGAGGUCGAACUUAGCCAAAGCAAAAGGGCAUGCUUGGGGGCAGAGAUGUUGCAGUGUGUUACAGCGAAAGAUUUGGUGAAGAAUGUUCUGCUGGAGAAGCCUGGUGGUGCAACAGUCCUGAAGGAGUACGAGGACACUGGGAAAAUAUGUGACAGUUCCAGACGGCAGAUGGAGCAUUUCUAUGAUGCCCAAAGUGGAUCAGGCUUCCUGGCUUGGAGACUCAAGACUAUUCAACGGAAGACCAAAUUUCAUCCCGAGUCAUCUAGUUCCCCUAAGGCUGCUGUUGUGAUGGGAGGUGGUCCAACACUCGUCAGGGACAACAGUCAAGAAGAUCAGCUUCAGGAUGAGCAAUGCAAAGAGGCCAUUUCCUUGAUGACUCAUACCAACGAGCGUGACACCAUCUUCCAGAAGAUGCAAGAAACCUUCCAUUUCCGGCAGGGGCUCAUCCACAAUCCUGAAACCUCGGCAUCAGUCCUGUCCAUGUUCCCAAGACUUUUGGACACAAAAGGAUUGGUUCUUCAAGACUUCAGCCUUCUCUUCGGAGCAGAAACAGCAGCCAGACUUCUGGAAAGGUGGCCCUCAUACAAACCAAAGUUCAUAAAAGAAGCCGCUGCCCUGGUACAGACCCCGUUAUUGCAACGCCUUUUACAAUCUGCCAGAGGGGAACAAGUGGAGUCAUCUGCAGAUUACCACCCAGGUUGGGACAGCGAUAUGUCCACUUUACUCCUCCUGUUACACAUCCUGUCACCUCAGCCAGCUGGGAGGAAAAGGGGUCACAAGAUCAGUGCAAAGGAUGCCAUUGACCACCUGGUCGUUUUUCACAAGUCAUGCCAGAGUCUGGAUGAACAUUUGGAUUCUGAUGAACGUCAACAGCCGUAUCUGCUUGCCUCUGGAACCACCAAACGAGCCAUCAGCGCCUUCUACAUCGCCAUGGAUAAGAAGCUCAUCCCAUGCCAGGGAAACACAUCUCUUGCAGCAUUCGAUGAACUUUUCAAGGUCCAUUUUGUCUUCAGUUUGAAUUACGAUGAGUCUCUUCGCAGUAUGUACACGUUUAUCCAGACAACGAUCUACAACAUUGAUGUGGGAUCAACCAAAGAGUCAGAAACUAAAAGAGUUGCGGGCAAAGUUGCUGCAUGAUGUAUAGGUGUUACAUUUGUAGGACACUACUUGGCUCUAGUGGGGCCUUGGUUCAACACCUUAAACUGUUACAUGGGUUGUAUCCUGGCAAAAAGUUAAAUUUAAUAUGUGCUCAGGAUGGUUGUUGCUUAGAAUUUAGAAGUUACUCUGGUUUCCGCAAACACCUGAAACGUGUACACUGCAACAUUAAUGUGACUGAACCAGGUUUGACAGAUGAACCCCAACCUAGCACAUCUUUAGGUACGCCGGCUCUGCCUUCAGAUGGAUGUGCCCCCUCUGUCCAAACUUCUGACUUGAAUCCUGACUUAAUCAAUGAAAGGGAAUGUUCUUUAGAUUCAAAACAUAUGUGUGCUUCUGUUAUUGCGAAGUUGCAGGGUAGUGGUGUGGCAAAUACUGUUAUUUUGUCAGUUGUAGAAAGUAUGGAGGAAUGUUUAAAUGAUAUCCACACUUCAAUAAAGCGUCAGGUCUUAGAGGUCGUGCCAGAGGGUAACCCGAGCAGAAGUGCAGUAGAGGAAGUGUUAGAAAAUUUGGAGAACCCUUUUGCGGA